Molecule: messenger RNA, 1362 nt
Organism: Auanema sp. JU1783
Lineage: Eukaryota; Metazoa; Nematoda; Chromadorea; Rhabditida; Rhabditidae
Source: the annotation of a GenBank genome assembly
AUGGCGGUACUGGGGUUUCACGUUGUAAUCUCUCUAAUUGUUCUCACACUUAUUAGCAAAUUAGGCACUAGAAUAUCUAUUAUUCAACUUUUCAUAGUCAAAGGACUUUAUCGUUAUUUGGCCCCCACGAACAAUGAGCUCAGGUCUUUGUUGCCUUCAUCGAAGGAAAAAACGAAUCCAAGAUUGAGAAGACGCAAACGGGAAGAGGAAGAUAUGUCGGGUUUCAAUGUGCCAAAGCAUAUCCCUUUAUCUCUGAAUAGAGCUCCAGUAAACGAACUAGAACUACAGAACUUUCCUCUUUUCACAUCAGUUCAUUGGCUUUCUCUCUACGUUCCAUUAUGUUUGGUGACUUAUGUUCUUAGUGAAGUUUUUCUUUAUUACUUCCCGUCUAAUGGAGAUAUGAACAUUUCUAUCAUAUGGCUGUUCAUCGGAGUCGCGUUCGUCAUGCAGGUGUUGGCUCGAUUGACUGCCUGGCUGAUUGUGAAUCAAGAUGAACGAAGUCUGUUGUUUACGUUUGGAGCUCUAUACUUCUUGAUUUCCUGUAUAUUCACGAUGUGGUCAAACAGAUUCUUUGACGUUGAUAUGCUCAAAGCUUAUGAUCAAUUUGGUAUCAAUAUCGAUAAGUUCAUGGAAGAGAUUGGAAACGUUGCGGAGACAGAUGGGAAACUGAAAAGCCCUCUGCUCUUGUAUAUAUCUCUCUCUGUCUUGUUUUCUUUGCUUUCGGCAAUGCUUGUAUUUCCCAACUUCCGCUUUGCCAACAUGUAUACAAGAGCCCUUGAAGUUGCCAGUGUACCAUCAAGAAUUGUGCUUCAUCUCUCUUUUCUGAUGCCCCUAUUUACUUUAACCUUGUAUCUCCACCCAGUUAAGGCUCAUCUGGUACAUGGGAAAAGAAUGCUUUUCACUGAAGAGUCUCUCGACAUUUUCCGUAUAUACACUGUAAUAUUCACAUUACUCCUAAGACUGGCUUUGAGAAAGCAACAUCUUCAGGCUCAUCUAGAUAUGCCUCAUGAGAAGGUUCAGGAACUACAGAAAGAAACUGGACACGUCCGCAACACCGCUCUUCAAUCACUGAUUUUCCGGUAUUAUUCUUACUUCUCUGCCGUUGUUCUACAAUAUUUCUCCCCAAUUUUACUCGCUUUCUUCUUCGCUCUGUUGCUGAAGACUACAGGAGGACUUUCAUGGGUAGCUUCACCUCAAGAAGUUGAUAUUACCUCAUCAACAGUCACUAUGGGUGCUAUCCGAUCUAUAUUUGACCAAUUCAUCUGCCGCUCGAUCUGGACAUAUGCUUUAAUAAUAACAACUUUCAUCAAUUUCUCCCUCUCUAUGUUGGGAGUUAUGUACAACACAUAUUUUGCCAAAUAA